Messenger RNA from Brassica oleracea var. oleracea, 858 nucleotides. RefSeq lists its product as uncharacterized. The record is from RefSeq and is a predicted model, not a curated record. NCBI's taxonomy places the organism in Eukaryota, Viridiplantae, Streptophyta, Magnoliopsida, Brassicales, Brassicaceae. The transcript has 2 exons. Gene Ontology annotation, molecular function: zinc ion binding; nucleic acid binding. The coding region runs from base 1 to 858 and encodes 285 amino acids.
AUGUCGAACUUUACUAGUCUUGAAUUCGAAGUUCUUGAUAUCACUGGAAACAACUAUUUGGCUGGGGCAUUAGAUGCCGAAUUUUCCCUUAGUGCAAAGGGACUUGAAGGUACAAUCCUAGAAGGAAAUCAAGCCCAAAAUCAAGAUAAAGCGAAGGCUAUGAUAUUCCUUCAUCAUCACCUCCAUGGAGAUCACAAAAAUGAGUAUUUGACAGUGAAAGAUCCACAAGUCCUUUGGAACGACUUAAAGGAAAGGUAUGAUCACCAGAAAACUGUGAUUUUACCUAAAGCUCGUUAUGAAUGGGCACAUCUGAGAUUACAAGACUUUAAGUCUACACAAUAUCGUGAAAAGGGAUUCCAGAAGAAUUCCCAACUUAUAUCUUGUCUCCUUGUGGCUGAGCAAAACAAUGAGCUUUUGAUGAAAAAUCAUGGACUACGUCCAACUGGUUUUGCUCCAUUGACUGAACAGAACAACACUGGCCACGGAAAUGGCUACACUAGUGGUCGCGAUCGUGGUCGUGGUCGUGGACAUGGUCGUAGAGAUACACGUGGACGUGGAUAUGGUCAAAUUCGAGUUCGAGGAGUUUCUUUUAAGAACUCUAACUCUCACCGGAAGUGGGAAAAGAAAGAUGGUGACAAACAAGAAAAUGAAUGCUACCGAUGUGGAAGUAAAGACCAUUUGGCUCGUACGUGCCGUACACCAACACAUCUUGUUACCUUGUAUCAACAGUCAGUAAAACAAAAGGGAAAGAAUGUGGAAACAAACAUGGUGUACGAAGGUAGAGAGGAUGACUUUGAUUUCGGUGAUGCCACUCACCUUGACCUUUCCGAUUUUUUCAUUGACGAAGAGAAAAAGUGA